CUUAAAGCUCGUCUGCGGCUUUAGCACAAGCCAGUCAGUUAGUCACAUACAAACGCUCGUAAACGCAGAUUACAUGAAAUAAGAUUAAAACGAUGGCGUCAGAAACAUAAUACAAGUGCUGACUUUACAACACAGUGAGUCUGAGUUUUUUCGUUUAUGCCGAGAGUUGUCAAGCUGUGCUUUUUACGUCGGGUUAGCGUGCUAGCUCUUACAAUUGUGGUUUGUUUGGCAGAAUUUGGCAGAAGACAAACAAUCAGAUCAGUUUCGUUUAGUUUUGAUCCAUAAUAAAUUGCCAAGCUACGGCUAGAGAUUUUCUAUUACUGUUAUAACUUGACUGAGGUAAUUUCAUGCAUCUAUUUAUAAUAUGCCUUUAUACAAGUGUGUUUUUUUGAAGCUCUCGUUUAUAAAUGUAGCUAGUAAUUAUCUAUAAUGGCCUGUCAGGGUCAUGUAAACCUCAGUUUUACUUCACUUUAAUGUCGUUACCAUCAGAUAUGGCGUAUCGUUAGUGUCACUGGAGGUUGUGAGGCUCAAAUCUCAGUGUGUUGAUAGUUUGAGGCGGUUGACAGCAGGAAAUACACUAUCUGAGUGUCAGUACACACUUUAUACUUGCUUGGGUUACAAGCAAGUGAAUUUAUCGCGUUUGGAGGGGGUAUUCAGCAUGGCUAAGCUUCAGGCGGGUAACGGAGUGCAAUGGAAAGACAACAAGAGUCAGCGGGGCACGGUGGAGAACCUAGCCGAGUACGAGAGCUCUUCUCUGGGCUCAGACUCUGAGCUCAACGGCUUCGGAAACACGGAGAUCCAAACCGACAAAUACGGAUUCAUAGGAGGAGCACAACAGAGCACAGGAGAAAAUGAAGAUAUUCCUCCAGACGUGCUCCGGCAGAGAGAAGCCAAAUGGCUGGAUAUGCUCAACAGUUGGGACAAGUGGAUGGCCAAAAAACACAAGAAGGUAAAGUUGCGCUGUCAGAAGGGCAUCCCUCCAUCACUCAGAAGUCGAGCAUGGCUUUAUCUCUCUGGUGGGAAAGUGAAGAAAGAACAGAAUCUGGGCAAAUUUCAGGAGUUGGACCGUCAGCCUGGAGAUCCGAAAUGGCUGGAUGUGAUAGAAAAAGACCUCCACAGACAGUUUCCAUUUCAUGAAAUGUUUGCUGCCCGAGGAGGCUACGGGCAGCAGGAUCUGUUCCAGGUGCUGAAGGCGUACACCGUGUACAGACCAGAGGAGGGUUACUGUCAGGCUCAAGCUCCUAUAGCCGCAGUGCUGCUCAUGCACAUGCCUGCUGAGGAUGCAUUCUGGGGUCUGGUCCAGAUCUGUGAGAAGUAUCUGCCCGGUUACUACAGCGCAGGCCUGGAGGCAAUUCAGUUAGACGGCGAGAUACUGUUCGCUCUGCUCAAGCGUGUGUCCCCGGUGGCCCACCGGCAUCUGAAGAAACACAAGAUCGACCCUAUCCUUUAUAUGACAGAGUGGUUCAUGUGUGCCUUCUCCAGGACGCUGCCCUGGGCAUCUGUCCUGCGUGUGUGGGACAUGUUCUUCUGUGAGGGAGUGAAGAUCAUCUUCCGUGUGGGUCUGGUGCUGCUGAAGUGCAUGCUGGGAUCUCAGGAGAAGCUGAAGGUGUGUCAGGGCCAAUAUGAGACCAUGGAGUUGCUCAGAUCUAUUGAGCCACGAUACAUGCAGGAGGCUUUCCUAGUGCAAGAGAUCACUGAGUUGGCCAUUUCUGAGCGAGACAUAGAGAAGGAGCAUCUCUCUCAGCUCCGCCGCUGGAAGGAGACUCGCGGAGAGCUGCACUGUAAAUCCCCUCCCAGAAUGCACGGCGCCAAAGCCAUUAUGGCUGCUGAGCCGCCCAGCCGCCAGGACCUCAAACAACACCCCACGAUCAUCGUCGAAGUACCGCCAACCACCGAGAGCAAAGGGAAAAAACCUAAAAAGACCAAAACGGAGAAGAAAAAAGACACCUCGCCACCUCUCAAUCCGUAUCCGUUACCUAAUGACCCAACAUUACCGAGCGACAACCUCUCACCCAGCGAAUCGGAGCACCUGCAGAAAGACACGCCCCUGCAGGGCUCCAAUCAGAGUCUCAGUAGUGCCGAACAAGACACCUACCUGUAAAGCGCUGGACGAGGGACGCCAGUGCUGACCGCUGAAUGUUUACCAUGCAGAAACAUCACCCCUCCCCUCUCUCAGGAUUUGGCAUCAAAGGGGAGAUCACAUGACACGGCUGGACCAAAACGUACUUAUGGGAGUCACAAUCACGUGAAACUACAUCAUGAGGUGUUCAACUGUGUUUACAUGAUUAUAUGCAUAUGUUUGGAAAAGAAAUGAAGGACAAAUAGCCAAAACCAACUCUCAGAUCUCCAAAUGAAGCGUUAAUGAGCUGCGCUGGAUGCAGAUGUUCUCAUGCUGUUUAAACUAGUUAUGAUUCCUGAGGACAUUCAAAUGCU
Messenger RNA from Labeo rohita (rohu), 2433 nucleotides. RefSeq names its product TBC1 domain family, member 10Ab (gene tbc1d10ab). The coding region runs from base 659 to 2101 and encodes 480 amino acids. The transcript is spliced from 9 exons. Lineage: Eukaryota; Metazoa; Chordata; Actinopteri; Cypriniformes; Cyprinidae. The record is from RefSeq and is a predicted model, not a curated record.